AUCAUGAAUCACCAGGAAUUUAUCUCCAAUCUAUGUUCCCCCUUUUUUUCCUUACUUAUUCUGCUAUAGGUUAGGUCUCUGACACUUGAAGUUGACUAGAUGAGACACAAUUGACUACACAUUUUCUAGCUCAAGAAUGCACAACUGUGUGCUAUAACUGUAUUAUACUCGGUACAUACGCGCCUAGCUUAUAAAGGCACGUUCAUUCUACGCUUUUCUUUUCAAUCCUAACUUCAUGUGAUGAAGAAAAGAGGCGCAAUUCUAUCGUGACAGUUGCACUCACACAUGUGCCAGCACUGCUGCUCUCCGUACAUUUAACAACCCGUCAGUGUAAUCGGCUUAAAUAUGGAUCAGGAAACUGUGUAUGGAACGCACGAGGACAGUCAUGUUGUCAUGUCGGAGAAGGUACAGUCUCUGGCUGGCAGUAUUUACCAGGAAUUUGAACGCAUGAUUGCACGCUACGACGAAGAUGUCGUCAAAGAACUGAUGCCCCUUCUAGUCAAUGUGUUGGAAUGCUUGGAUCUUGCGUAUACGGAAAAUCAAGAACAUGAGGUUGAAUUGGAAUUAUUGCGGGAGGACAACGAACAGCUCGUCACUCAGUACGAGAGAGAAAAACAGCUCAGAAAAACUUCGGAUCAGAAACUAUUAGAAUUGGAGGACGUAGCUGAGGAUGAGAGGAAGGAACUGCUAUCGAAGAUCGAUAGCCUGGAGUCAAUUGUUCGAAUGUUGGAAUUGAAGACUAAAAAUUCCCACGACCACGGUACAAAUGCCAAAGUCAUCUCCAGUCCAUCCCCUCACAGAACCUCCCCCUACAUUGUCCGUCUUGAAGAAAAGGAAUCUGAGAUGAAGCGUGAAUAUUCUCGCUUGCACGAACGUUACACAGAGUUAUUCAAAACACAUGUAGAUUACAUGGAACGUACCAAAAUGUUGGUGGGAAGUACAGAGAGAUUAGAAAAUACCACCGGGGCUCGAGGUCCUUCCCGCUUACCUUCGCUAGGAUUAGCUCAUAUGUCUCGAAGUUCUGGCCCCUUGAGCUACGGAUUUCAAAGCUUGGAAGCAAGUAUAAAUGCUGAUGACGGUCAGGAAGAAAGUCCACCGAGCGGAGCUAGCCUUAGAGCAGAAAUGUUGGAUAGCAGUAACGAAGCAGCUAUCGAAACUUCGGACAAAAGCCAGCUAACAGAUCAGCCCUUACAAGAAAACAAAACUACUGCAAUUUCGAGACAGGAAAGUCCAGAAACAGAAAUGCCACCGGUAAUUGUAACACCGACAACACCUAGCGGUCCAGAAAAAACUGCCACAACUCCAAGUGGUAGAACAAGAACAGAUAAGGAACAACGAAGUGGAAACACGUUAUAUCAGGAACUUAGUUUUCAGGAUGCGGAUGCACUCGGUGAAAUGGACGAAGGUGCAGAUAUCACUGGGAGCUGGGUACAUCCAGGAGAAUACGCUUCGUCGGUCAAUGACAACUUUUUCGGCAUGGGGAAAGAGGUGGAAAAUCUUAUUAUGGAAAAUAACGAACUCCUAGCAACCAAAAAUGCGCUGAACAUCGUCAAAGAUGACCUGAUAGUCAAAGUAGACGAGUUAACUAGUGAGCAAGAAAUACUGAGAGAGGAAGUCAGGGCUUUACAACAAGCCAGAGAACGUCUUCGUCAAAAGGUAUCAAUGCUGGAAGAAGAGCUGAAGAAAACUAGAGAAGAAGCAGAAGCGGCUGCAAAAACGACAAAGAGUGAUGACGAAGAGGAUGUUCCGCUGGCCCAAAGAAAGCGCUUCACAAGGGUAGAGAUGGCGAGAGUUUUAAUGGAGAGAAAUCAGUACAAAGAGAGGUUCAUGGAACUUCAAGAGGCUGUCAGGUGGACAGAAAUGAUCAGAGCAUCCAGAACUGACCCCGCGAGUAUCUCCAGUGGAAAACAGUCAGUGUGGCGGUUUUUUAGUAAUCUCUUCACAAGCCCGGCAGAUCGAGGGGGAUUAGCACGGGGACAGCAUACCCUACCACACAUGCGUUACAGUGCACCGACUAAUCAAAUUACUCCAGCUCCGGCUCUAGACGCGAUGCGCAGACGAACAAUGAAGAAUCGUCAUGACUUUCUUGACCAAGGAGACAACAUGUCCUCGGAAAAGUUAGUAGCUCGACGGGCUAACGAACGGAGGGAACAAUAUCGUCAAGUACGAGCUCACGUAAGGAAAGAAGACGGCCGUUUACAAGCUUAUGGCUGGAGCUUACCUGGGAAACCGAGCGCACCUGCUAGACAGCCUGUACCGGUUCCUGUAUAUUGUAGACCGUUACAAGAGACCGAGCCUGGAAUGAAGAUAUGGUGCGGAGCUGGUGUCAACUUGAGCGGUGGAAAGACAAGGGAUGGUGGUAGCAUGGUAGGCGGUAGUGUAUUUUACGCAGCCGAGGCUCAAGAGAAUAACGUGAAGACUGCCGAGGACGCUGUUGAGCACUUGGAUAAGGAGCUUCAGGAGAGCGAGCAGCAGCGAUUAGAAGCCGAGCGAUUAGAGCAGCAGCUAAGUUCCCUAGUUUGGAUUUGCACGUCAACACAAAAGAUGUCUAAAGUGACGGUCAUCGAUGCGAAUAAUCCAGCAGACAUAUUGGAAGCCUUCAACGUUUGCCAAAGUCAUUUGUUAUGCAUCGCAAGUGUUCCAGGUGCUAAGGAGAGCGAUUAUGUAUUGGGAUCGAAUGACAACUCGAUCCAAACGAAUGGCGCUGGCGAUCAAAACAGCAAUAGCGAACCAGUUUCCCUAGAGCUGAGCGAAGCCAGAGAGAAUAGCAACUCCAAGGUAGAAGAGAAGGUCAAAACAGAUGUCGACAAUCAAAAUUUAGAUGAUCACAAUGCGCCUGAAGACUCUGACAAAGUUGACGCGGAUCCUAAUAGUAACACUGAACCACAAAGUUUAGAAAGCAUCGAUAGCGAGACGGCAAAUUUAGGGAAAGUGCAAUUUGUAAAGAGUACACCUGAGCCGUCGAUGCAAACUAACGAUACGGAUUUGGUGACGGAAAAAAUGUCCUCUGUUCAACCAACCAUGUGGUUGGGUGCUCAAAAUGGUGCUGUAUUUGUACAUUCAGCUGUAGCCAAAUGGACUAUCUGUCUACAUUCGGUUAGAUUGAAAGAUGCAGCUUUGGCCAUUGUCCAUGUUCAAGGAAGAGUUUUGGUCGCCUUAGCCGAUGGAACAGUGGCAAUAUUCCGAAGAGGUUCCGACGGCCAGUGGGACCUCUCGCAGCACCACAUAAUAACACUUGGUAGUCCUCAACAUUCCAUAAGGUGUAUGACCGCUGUUACAGGAAAAACUGUUUGGUGCGGAUAUAGAAACAAAAUUCACGUCGUUGAUCCUAUCGCCUUAACUCUGGAGUGCACCGUCGAUGCCCACCCUCGUCGAGAAUCGCAGGUCAGGCAACUCGCCUGGUUGGGGGAGGGAGUCUGGGUCAGCAUCAGAUUGGAUUCAACAUUAAGGCUGUACCACGCGCAUACCUAUCAACACCUCCAGGACGUCGAUAUAGAGCCUUACGUCAGCAAGAUGCUGGGCACAGGAAAGUUGGGAUUCUCAUUUGUGAGAAUAACUGCUCUGCUUAUAUCGUCUAACAGAUUGUGGAUUGGGACUGGAAACGGAGUAAUCAUAUCCGUACCUUUGUCCGAAAGUGCUGGUGGUUCUAUGGCAGUCUCACGAGCGCAGGCUGGUAUGAAAACAGACGCGCCUGGUGUGGGUGUCAGGGUCUUCGCAUCCGACAAGGGAGUAACGCCUGGAAGUUUUGUACCUUACUGUAGCAUGGCGCAUGCUCAGCUCAGUUUUCACGGACACCGAGAUGCUGUAAAGAUGUUUGUUGCCGUACCUGGACAAGGCGGUCAAAGUAUCGUGAGCGAUGGAUCACAGCCCGCAAUGCUUGUAUUAUCCGGUGGUGAGGGGUACAUUGAUUUCCGAGUUGGUGACGGUGAUGAUACGGACGAUGGAAUCGAGAGGUCGAAUCUUGCCGCUAACUCUGAAGAACAUGGAGAACAAAGUCAUUUGAUCGUUUGGCAAGUUCAAUGCCCUUUGCCAGUACCAAUAACUGCAUAGAAUAACGAAGGAAGCGAUUGAAAAAGCUUUUCAUUUUAGUUCCUAGAUUAUCAAUCAACGUGUUAAUUUGUCAUACUAUUCGACUAUAGCAUCUGUCAAACGUAUUGAAUUAUGCAAAACUUUCACACAAGAAUCCGUUAGUGGCGUUCCUCUUUUCGAAAAUUGAAUUACUUUGGGCAGUGGUCUCUUCUUACGUAACGGUUUACGUAGUUUGUAACAGAAAUAUGUGGUAGCAGUCGUACCGUUAGUACCAUCUGUGAUCUAAUUGAGUAACAGUAGCAGCGUAUUUUGCAUAAAAUUCGAUACACUGCUCAUUUACCGAAUAUGCAUAGACUCUUGGCUCGUUAUACGUAGAGCAUAUCUAGCAAAACAUACGUAGAGAAUAGCAAAACGUUUGUAUAGAAGAUGGAAAAUUUUUAACGACGCUUUAAAAUUCAAAGUCUUUCGAAAUUGUUAACAAGUUUGAGGGAAAAAACGUACUGUACGUUAAUACUGCUUCCAAUUCGCUUGAUUUGACGUAUCGAUGAAUCUUUGCGAUAUGUAAUAAUUACCCUACUAAAUUUUUACUCAGUCUAGAGGUGAUGAAUAAGAAUUUUCAUAGAUGACUCGACGUGAAAUGAAAUUAACACCAUUUAAUUAAUUCGACAUAAAGGACAAGUACUUGAGUAAAAUUUAAGAAUAAAAGUUCUAUUGUAAUAAGCCAAACUUGUUGGGGGAAAAUGUGUGUGUUAGUGUUUUAUUAUUUUCAUCUUGUUCUUUGCAAAAAUACGACGGGAUUUUCAUGCUGUACACAGACGUUAUCUUAAUUUUAUUCCUAAUUUAUCGUUAUAUAACUAAUCACUGAUCAUUUUACUCAAAACAUUGUUAUUUAAAAAUAACCAAUGAAACAUCGAACUAAUUAAGCUCGACUCAAUAUUUUAGAUCUUAACAGAUUUCAUAAUUAAUAGGUAUCUAUUUUAUGACUUUGAAAGGCAUUAUUUAGAGUAUUAAUGAGUAAUUUCAUUACACGCAAUGAAAGUGAAACAAUUUACAAAUUAGAUAUUAAUCGAUUUGUAGCAAUUUUUUUGUGAUAUUUGUAGCUAGCUAAUUUAUUUUUUUAAUCCCGCAGAAGCUGCAUGAGGUAUUUUUUGUUUUUAUUUCCAUGCAAAGUCUUAUUAUACUUCGAUAUUAUUUACACCAAAAACUAAACACUGGCAUAAUUUCUAUGCUCAUUCGCCCAGCACCUUGUCAAAGUCUCGAAACAUGAAAGCAACAAUUAUUUGAUACAUAGCAGUAAGUGGAUACAUACAAAUAAUAUGUAUAUACCAUUUCGUGUGGAUUUGAGAACGAUGUUAAUUCUUGUCCGAUCAAGUUUUACAGAAUUGAUUGUAUAAUAUGCGAAUUCUUACAAUUUUCAUUACGGUGAAAAUUUAAUUUCUUCUCUCUGUACAUGAUAUAAAUAUUUGUUUUUUUUUUUUUUCCGGCAAAGUGCGCUUAUUUAAUUAUCAGAAGCCUUUUGUUAUCCAUAUAUUUGUAAAUCAUGCUUAAUUAAAUUUAAUUAUAACUGUGCUAGAAUGUAAACUACAUAUUUAAUUAAUUUAUAAUAAAUUAUAUUAGCAACUAAUAAAUAUUAGGUUUAUAAAUUAUGUACAGUUUAACGGUAUCCAACCGACAUACGGGGGAAUCGAUAACACUAAAAUAAUAUGAUCAACAUGGUCGCACAGCAUACGUUACAUCUGGCUUUAUGCUUUAUGGAAUAUGCUGAAAAACGAUGUCCGCGAAGUUCUUGGGUGUCUUGUGAUGUAUACAUUUCAUCCUAAAUAGUGGCCUCAAUUUUUUUCUUCCCUGGUUCUCAUUUUCGUCAAUUUCGCGUAGCGAGAUGGAGAAUCUAUUAUCAAAUAGAAGCAUUUGAGCCAAAGUUGUUGAUUAAAAAACAGUUCAGGGGUCAUCGAUUAUUAUCAAUCAAAUGCCGAUUGCGUGAUAAAUUUACCCGCUCAAUAAUCGAGCAGCGCCAAUUCGAGCAACAGGUAGCGAUUUAGAGACACAGCUAUAACGAAUUUAAUUAAAUGUAUCGUUACAUUAUUUUCAUUUCGUUGCUAACGCUCUCAAAACCUUAUAAAUACCAGCGCAAUAUUCAAAUGCAAAGAAUAUACCUAAUACAAAGUAUUUAAAUAGUAUAUAAAUUCAGACCCGGAAUCGUACCACAGUGGCAAAUUGUUCAUUAAUAGUAUGCGAUGGAAAUAAAUCGAGGACGGUAAAACAAGUAAAAACCGGCUAACGAAGCGCGAUACACUGCUGAUUUCGUGUAGUUUAAUUUAAUAAAUUCGAAAGAAAGAAAGAGUAAAAUAUAAUUAAAGUAUAAUAAAGCAUAAACAAACCCGAGGCUGGUCACGGACCAAUGUCGAGUAAAGAUUCCAAUUCUGUAAAUAAGCAUCACGUACUUUAACAUUUCGUGCGUAAUUCUACCUAAUUAUUACAAUACUUGCACACGGCAUAAUAGCUCAAUGUCUAUUAUUUAUCACGAAAACGGAAGAUAUGUAUGAUGCAGCUUUGUCACCCACUAUUCUCUCUCUCUCUCUCUCUCUCUCUCUAUUAAUAACGACACUUCCCUUCGUAUGUCAUAUUUUAUGAAAAAGAAAAACUAUUGCACCAUUAAGCAACCAAGCUUUAUCAUCAUAUUAUUAUUACCAUUAAUACAUGCAUACUUGAAUAUAUCCCUCACUCAUGUUAUAUGUAUGAAUAUAUGUGUAAUAGAUAUUGUAAUAUUUAUAUGAUCACCACGUAGUAAGUAACGUAUCUUUUAAAACAUCGUCGUGUUUUUGAAUGCCUGCAGAGCGAUAAAUGUCUUGUACCUAACUAUAGAUAUACUUCAAUAUGUAUACAUACCUAUAAUAUGGGAUGAGCUGCUAGUUGAUUGGCGCUAAUAAAGAUAACGAUGGUGAGAA
Neodiprion virginianus is the source of this 6974-nucleotide messenger RNA. It is a transcript of the gene syd, whose product is annotated as JNK-interacting protein 3. Bases 346 to 4050 code for a protein of 1234 amino acids. The transcript has 18 exons. Gene Ontology annotation, molecular function: MAP kinase scaffold activity; kinesin binding; JUN kinase binding. Gene Ontology annotation, biological process: vesicle-mediated transport. The record is from RefSeq and is a predicted model, not a curated record. Gene Ontology annotation, cellular component: cytoplasm. NCBI's taxonomy places the organism in Eukaryota, Metazoa, Arthropoda, Insecta, Hymenoptera, Diprionidae.